AUGAAUGGUCCGAAGCCUGCGACGACGCCCUAUGCUGCUUCCUCGCAGUCUACGACUCCAUAUUCUCAAGGGCCGUAUCAGGCAUACUACCCGACGACGAGUCAGUUCCAGCCGGGUAUGAACCCCGUCUCGGCGCAGACGCAGUACCAGGCGCCGGCGAGUCAGUCUCAGUUGAACGCGCACACACUGCCGAGUCAGUAUGGUGUGACCGCGCCUGGAGCACCGACCCCGGCUCCGACUAGUCAGUUCGGUCCGAGCAUGACGGUCCCGAGUCAGUCGAUGGGGAGUCGGAGUCAGUUGCCGGCAGGUUACGGUGUUGCGGCUGAAGGGUACGUUGCCCCGGGGGGCAGUGCCGGAUCUUACGGGCAGGCGAAGCAAACGAGCGGCAUGUAUGGCGCCUCCUACGACGCGAGUGGCUCGCAGGCUGCCAUGGCGUCAGGUUCUGUCGCCGGUGGGUCUCUGUCAGGUGGUGGGCGGGUUCCUCCCAACCAAGUCCCUUCGUAUGCCGGUGCCGCUGCCGGCGGACAGCCGCCCCCGUAUCCCGGUGGAGCACACGCCGGUGGACAACCACCGUACUCCGGACAAGCGGGAUACCCUGCAACCACUUACGGGACGCAGCGGGCUGAACCGGGACAUGGCCCGUACCCGGCUGGUACCUCCUACCCGACCGGGUACCCUACUGGAGGCGCACCGGCUUUAAUUUCAGCACAACCUCAACCGAGCGCAUCUCUUGUCCAAGUGAGUGCGAGCGUGUUCCCUAACUCACAAGGUGUGCGAGGACGUGCUAAUAUACCGCUCGGUGCCGUGUACACCCUCAUGAAAGAAGAACUGCCGGUCGUCAAUCCGCCUACUCAGAAGCUGAUCCGUUGCGCUAAAUGCCGUGCGUACGUUAAUUGCUAUGUCGAGUUCCGUGACGGUGGCAGCAAAUGGGGCUGCAACAUAUGUGCACAUAUCAACGACGUGCCCAACGACUUUUACUGCUCACUACUCGCUAACGGUGAACGCCAAGACAAGUUUGAGAAGCCUGAACUCUCACAGGCCGCCGUCGAAUUCGUUGCCACACCCGACUACAUGACUCGACCCCCAAUGGCACCCGCAUACGUACUACUCCUUGACGUCUCCAAACCUGCCGUACAAUCAGGCUUCGUUCACAGCGUAUGCCAGAGCUUUAGAAAACUCAUCGAACUUGACAAAUUCCCCGGACUUGAACGGGCACAAAUAUGCAUCAUGACCUACGACGCAAACAUAUACUUUUAUACACCCGGCUCAGAAAUACCACACGUAGGAAUGUUUCCACGCAACUCUACCGCACUCAGAUGCACUGUCGGCACAGGCGAGGUGUUUCUGCCGUCGAAUGAUCUUUUGAUUCAUAUUAAGGACAACAAGGAUAAGCUUCUUCAUUUGUUAGACAACUUGAAUUCAUACUGGACGGAUCAGGUGUCUGAGGAGUCAUCAGUGGCAGGUGCGUUGACAGCGGCGAAGCUGAUUUUGCGGCCAGUGGGUGGUAAGAUUUUAUUAUGUCAGAGUACGUUGCCACUGGCUCCUGAGUUGGGUUUAAAUCCCUCUCAUGACAUGCGGAAGAAGGAUAGUAAAGGUCGGUCUACGACGAACCACGCGUUGCCGGAUCCGGUGGAUGGUGUGAAGCCGUCUUCGCCUUUCUUUAGUUCGUUGGCCGCACAAUUAGCGCAAUUGCAGAUUGCGGUGGACACGUUUGUGGCGCCAGCGUUGCCAGUACCUAUGGACGUGGCGACGAUCGGACAGUUGGCGCGAAAUACCGGCGGCCAGGUGUACUAUUACCCAUCGUUUAGUGGCGAAGUUUACUUAUCUAAAUUGGCUCAUGACGUGGAUCAGGCGGUGGCGGGAGUUGCUGGAUGGGAAGGUGUAAUGCGUGUUCGAUGCACGAAAACAUGGAAGAUCACCAAAUACCAUGGUAACUACUGUUUCCGAGGUGUGGACUUGUUGAUGUUACCCAGCUUCGCUAAGGAGCAUACCGUUUCGGUACAGUUCGAACCGAACGAAAGUGUUACGAUUGAAAAGGAGUGCUAUGUGCAGGCCGCCGUGCUUUACACUACGAGCGCUGGCGAACGACGGAUCCGGGUGGUGAAUCACUGCAUGGCGACCUCGCCAAAUCUACGUGACAUCGCCACGGGCGUGAAUGUGCCAGCAACGAUGUAUUUGGUUGCACACAACGCCAUGGACGAAUGCUACGCGGGAAAGCUGGCGGACGGACGCGGUUACAUCCAUUCGCAAGCCGGGCAUCUGGUGUCGCUACUAAGCUUAAUUACCCCGUUAACGCCACCCACGGCCGACCCUAGCUACGCACUUGACGCUGGCAACGCAAUUCAACAGGCCACACUCUUCUGUGCGGGUCUCAUCAAAAGCACCGCAUUCCGCGACGGCCGUGACGUGUCUGCUGACGAACGAGUCGUCGCUUGGAACCGACUGCGCAGUUUUACUCUCGCCGAGGUCGUCAGCUACGUCUUACCCAAACUGCUAGAGAUCAGCCAACUUCCGCCCCAAGCUGGAGUUAUGCUAGACAACGGGGAUUGCAGUCUACCCGGCACUUACCGCCUCACCAAUCGUGUGCUAAACCCACAAGGUGCUUACCUACUCGCCAACGCCGAACACCUUCUGCUCUGGCUCGGACGGGCUGUAAGCUCCGACUGGCUUCGUGCAGUCUUCGGCGUCAAUUCUACCCAAGAAGUCCACUCUUACGCCUGGGAUAAUAUCCCUGCCACCACACUACCGGGACAAAAAUUACAUAACAUCGUCACCUACUUCCGGAAACAACACUGCAGCUACCUACCACUCAUCAUCUGCAAACAAGGCGAACCACUCGAAGCACGCUUCGUACAACUGCUCAUCGAAGAUAAAAACCAUUCCAUGGGCGCUGGCUUCCUAGAACUCUGGGACAAAUUCACCAAGAAUGCCGCCUCUCGGACGCAACAGUACAUGCGGAGCGGUUAA
Gregarina niphandrodes is the source of this 2967-nucleotide messenger RNA. Its product is annotated as trunk domain protein. The transcript has 3 exons. Gene Ontology annotation, molecular function: SNARE binding; zinc ion binding. NCBI's taxonomy places the organism in Eukaryota, Apicomplexa, Conoidasida, Eugregarinorida, Gregarinidae. Gene Ontology annotation, biological process: endoplasmic reticulum to Golgi vesicle-mediated transport; intracellular protein transport; COPII-coated vesicle cargo loading. The record is from RefSeq and is a predicted model, not a curated record. Bases 1 to 2967 code for a protein of 988 amino acids. Gene Ontology annotation, cellular component: endoplasmic reticulum exit site; COPII vesicle coat.